Messenger RNA from Morchella sextelata, 1215 nucleotides. RefSeq lists its product as uncharacterized. NCBI's taxonomy places the organism in Eukaryota, Fungi, Ascomycota, Pezizomycetes, Pezizales, Morchellaceae. The transcript has a single exon. Bases 1 to 1215 code for a protein of 404 amino acids. The record is from RefSeq and is a predicted model, not a curated record.
AUGGAUGGAAAUCAACUUGUAGUAACUUGUUCGAUUUCACAGAAUAAAAAUUCGUUUAUACCUACCUACGCCCUUAUUGAUACCGGAGCAUCAGGAUAUGCUUUUAUUGAUGAAUCCUUUGCACGCCACAACAAUCUUACAAUGACCCCCCUUAAAAUACCUCGCCAUGUAGACGUUAUAGACGGAAGGCCUAUUAAGUCAGGAAAAAUUACCCAUAUUGUCGAUGUCUCGCUAGACAUUCAUGGUCAUCGGGAAACGGCGCCAUGUUUUGUAACGAAGUUAGGACACUAUCCGAUUGUGAUGGGGAUACCUUGGAUGCGACGACAUGAUGUUACGAUUCGACCAAAAGAAAAUCUACUUGUUUUUGACUCUCGAAGCUGUUGUCAACACUGUUCACUCAGUGGAACUGCAGUUAUUGUUCAUGGUAUCUCGAUCCCCUUACCGGAACACCAUACAGUCAUCGUUUCAGCAACCGAGAAAUCCACUAUCGAUAUCGAACAAUUAGUACCGAAAGAAUUUCACCAUCGUCUUCACAUGUUCAAAGAAUAUGAUGCUUCAAUUCUCCCACCACAUCGACCAUCCCAUGACAUCGAGAUAGUAUUAGAGGAAGACAAACGACCACCAUAUGGACCUAUAUAUGGAUUAUCUCAAAUUGAGUUAAAAGCACUACGAGAAUAUCUUGAUGAAAAUUUACCCAAGGGAUUUAUUCGAGCCAGUGAAUCACCAGCAGGAGCACCCAUACUGUUUGUGAAGAAAAGCGAUGGAACCCUUCGACUUUGUGUUGACUAUCGAGGCCUAAAUGCGAUUACAAUCAAAAAUCGAUAUCCAUUACCAUUGUUGAAAGAAACCCUGGCUAAAUUGUCAAGAGCACAAUACUAUACUAAGUUGGAUUUACGAUGGGGAUAUAAUCAAAUCAGGAUAGCGGAGGGAGAUGAAUGGAAAACAGCAUUCCGGACUCGAUAUGGACAUUUCGAAUAUACAGUAAUGCCGUUUGGAUUAGCUAAUGCCCCUGCCACAUUUCAGCAUUGGAUCAAUGAUAUUCUACGUCCCUACCUCGAUCAAUUCGUAACAGCAUACUUAGACGAUAUCCUUAUCUAUUCCGAGACCCUAUCAGAACAUAAAGAACAUAUUCAGAAGGUUCUAAAGGUACUUGAUGAAAAUCAUGUUCACCUUAAACCUGAAAAAUGUGAAUUUAUGGUUCAGGAAACAAAAUAG